This is a messenger RNA of Penicillium crustosum, 360 nucleotides long. RefSeq names its product Intradiol ring-cleavage dioxygenase core. NCBI's taxonomy places the organism in Eukaryota, Fungi, Ascomycota, Eurotiomycetes, Eurotiales, Aspergillaceae. Bases 1 to 360 code for a protein of 119 amino acids. The transcript has 2 exons. The record is from RefSeq and is a predicted model, not a curated record.
AUGGUUCACAUUGCAUCUGCUCUCGCCGUCGGCCUUCUCGGUCUGGCUGGUGCUGUUUCUGCUCACCCCGGCCACGACCAUCGCGCUGAAGCUGCUGAGCGCCGCGCUUUCCUGGACAAAGCUAGUGUUCACCAACGCAGCUUGUCAAACACCAACACCCAGGAGCUGACCACCAACGCCGAAGACUCCAUCCUCUCCGAGGAGGCUGACACCAUCGACCCCGUCAUGGAGUACGUCUACCUCGGCGACUCUGUCUCCGACGGUAUCUUCGCCUGGAUCACCAUGGGUGUGGACCCCACCACCGAUACCACUGUCACCCCUGCUGCCUACUACACCGAGGAUGGUGGCGUUGAGAACUAG